Didymosphaeria variabile is the source of this 4428-nucleotide messenger RNA. It is a transcript of the gene VPS10, whose product is annotated as vacuolar protein sorting/targeting protein PEP1. Gene Ontology annotation, biological process: Golgi to endosome transport; protein targeting to vacuole; Golgi to vacuole transport. The coding region runs from base 1 to 4428 and encodes 1475 amino acids. The transcript is spliced from 3 exons. The record is from RefSeq and is a predicted model, not a curated record. Lineage: Eukaryota; Fungi; Ascomycota; Dothideomycetes; Pleosporales; Didymosphaeriaceae. Gene Ontology annotation, cellular component: membrane; Golgi apparatus. Gene Ontology annotation, molecular function: protein binding.
AUGAAACUUCUUAAGGGCAUAUGGCUGCCCGCCCUCGCGGCGCUCGCGCCGUUCACCGCGGCGAAGAAAGAUGCGCCGCUUAUCGAGAAGACCGACUUUGCCAGCGAGCUCCUCAACAUCUUCUACUUUGACGAUUCCAAUGUCGCCAUGCUUGUGGAGCUCGACUCGGAGAAGGUUUUCCGCUCUACGGAUGCCGGGAAGUCGUGGGCGAAGGUCAAAGACGAUGGCAAGGACAUGCGGACAAUCGGCAUUAUCAGGAACCCUUUUGAUAAGAAUGUCGCCGUUGUGCUGGGAGAGACGGAACAUUACAUUACCUACGACCAGGGCGAGAAGUGGAAGAAAUUUAAGACGGACGAAACUCCCUCGCUGGGCAAUCCCCUGAGCUUCCACGCAUCAGACAACAAGAAGAUACUAUUCCAUGGUGGAGACGAUUGUCCCUUUUUCGGGGCAUGUCUUGGAAAGACUUUCGUUACGAAGGACGGCUUCGAAUCGCUCAAAAUUGCCCGCGAGAGCCGGAAGAUGUGCCUCUGGGCGAAGAGCACCGAGAACUUUGCCCUAGACGACGACUCGCUCGACGACCGGAUACUUUGUAUAGUGGCAGGGAAAUAUUCCCAACGUUCCAAGGAUUACAGAAUCAUGAUAUCUGACGACUACUUCAAGAACGAGGAUGAACCCGUCAUGUCCUCUGGUCGCACUGUGCAAGGUAUGACCAAUAUGGCUGCCGUGAAAGGUUAUUUCGUCGCGGCCGCCAAGGCUGAACACUCCAACGAACUGUCCAUGUACGUCACUGAUGAUACAAAGACAUGGCACCACGCAGAAUUUGGAGGAGGCAAGAUCGAGGAGGACGCCUACACCAUGCUCGAAUCCACGAACUACAGCAUUCAGGUCGAUGUGGUGACGAAUCCAUUUGCCUACAUGGGAUCGCUGUACACCAGCAAUUCUAAUGGAACGUACUUUACGAAAAAUGUCGACCACACGAACCGCAACGAGAUGGGUUAUGUAGACUUCGAAAAGGUGUCCAAUAUUCAAGGCAUAGUGCUCGUCAACAUUGUCGACAACGCGGAGGAUACGAACCCAAUGGCGCUCAAGAAGAUCAAGUCGCAAAUCAGCUUUGACGACGGAAGAACCUUUGACGACUUGAAAGUCAAGGACAAGGACGACAAGCUGCACUUGCAUUCGGUUACCAACUUGCAUAACAGUGGACGCGUCUUCUCCAGCCCAGCUCCGGGUAUCGUUAUGGGAGUUGGUAACACUGGCAAAUAUCUAGGCAAAUACACCGAUGGCGACUUAUAUGUCUCGGAUGAUGCAGGACUUACGUGGGAGCGAGCCCUAGAAGAUGCUCACAAGUACGAAUUCGGCGGCCAAGGUGCCGUGCUAGUCGCUGUUAACGACGAAGGCGACACCGACAAGAUCAUGUACUCACUCAAGCAUGGUCGCAAGGAUACCUGGAAGGAGAUUAAGGUCGAUUACAAGUUCCGUGCCCGAGAGCUUACGACUGUUUCCGAUUCGACAAGCUUGAAGUUCAUUCUCUACGUCUCCAGAAUCGAGGAGGGCGAAGGCAGGAAACAGUCCAUCAUCCACCUCGACUUCGCCGAAUUGCACGAGCGAGAAUGUGGAGACGAUGAUUUGGAAGACUGGUCUGCUCUCAAAGACGAGAAUGGUGACGCCAUGUGCGUUAUGGGUCACAAACAGAUCUUCAAACGUCGCAAGUGGGAUGCUGAAUGCUUCCUCAAGGAGAAUUUCAAGGAAGCCAAACCAGACUUCAAACCAUGCAAGUGCGACGAGGUCAGAGAUUACGAAUGUGAUUACAAUUUUGUGCCUGAAGGCAAAGGGAAGGACAAGAAAUGCAACCCUGCCGGCUCUCUGAAGCUACCCGAAGGUGCUUGCCAAGGCGAUACCAAAACGUACAAGGGUAGCUCUGGCUGGAGAAAAAUUCCUGGAAAUCAGUGCGAGGGUACUACUGACAGGGAGAAGGAUGUUGAGCGCGACUGUGACGACGCUUCGGAGCCUCCAGCUAGCGGAGACAUUAAGAACGAGAUCACAACGUUCCCAGGGUCCAAAUUCAAGGAAUACUAUUACCUUGAACGCCCCACGCAGGGUGGUGAAGAGAGCAAGGACAAGGAUGAAACUGUCGUCAUGCUUACAGAUGAAAACGAGGCUUACAUCUCGGACGACCAUGGCAAGAAAUGGAAGAAGGCAGUGGACGACAACAUCGUUGCUAUCUAUCCCCAUCAAUACAACAACGACCAUGUCUUCUUCCUUACCGCAACGAAGAAGUUCUAUUACUCGAAAGAUCGUGGUCUUAGGAACAGCAUCCACUCUUCGGAAGCCCCACAGAUGCCGACUUUGGAGGCUCAAAUUAUGCAAUUCCAUCCCGCCGAGUCUGAUUGGCUCAUUUGGGUCGGCGGCGAGCACUGCGAGAAGUCAAAUAACGCAGAAUGCCACACUGUGGCCUCGGUGUCUCAGAAGAACGGUGCAAAGGACACUUGGGAGACUCUCUUGCCCUACGUGAAGAAGUGCGCAUUCGUCUGGCGUGAAGCCGGUCGCAAGGUUGACAAGAAAGAGGUCUUCUGUGAGCAGCAUACAAACGAAGAAAUGGGUGCCCCUGUCGAGCUUAUCUCCAGCGAAGACUGGUUCAAGACCAAGGAAACGAAGUUCAAAUCGGUCGUCGAAUUUGCCACGAUGUCCGAAUUCAUCAUCGUCGCGACCAAGGGCGACGACGGUAAAUCUCUUAAGCUAGAUGCCAGUCUCGACGCAAAGACUUUUGCUGAGGCCAAAUUCCCGCCGAAGUUCGAAGUUGACCACCAGACCGCAUACACUGUCCUUGAUAGCUCCACGCAUUCAGUGUUUCUUCAUGUCACUGUGAACAGCCGCCUCGACCAAGAAUACGGCUCUAUCAUCAAGAGCAACAGCAAUGGAACCUCAUACGUCAUGAGCCUCAACGGUGUGAACAGGAACACACAAGGCUACGUUGACUUUGAGAAGAUGCAGGGCAUUGAGGGUGUCGCGGUUGCCAACAUCGUGGUCAAUGCUGACAAGGUCGACCAAGGCGAAAAGAAGAAGAAGCAGACACGAAUCACGCACAACGAUGGUGCUGAUUGGCAACCACUCACCCCCCCUGAAAAAGACUCAGACGACAAAAAAUACAAGUGCAAUGGGGAGGGCAUUACUAAAUGCGCGUUGCAUCUGCAUGGGUACACGGAACGCCCUGACCCUCGAGAGUCAUAUUCUUCUCCCACCGCUGUUGGUAUCAUGAUGGGUGUCGGAAAUGUUGGAGAGCAGCUCACCACGAUUGGCGAAGCGAGCACUUUCCUGACCACAGACGCUGGUCUUACCUGGAAGGAAGUCAAGAAAGGCAACUACGCGUGGGAGUUUGGCGACCAAGGUUCCGUCAUUGUCAUUGUUCGCAGGAAUGAAGACACCAACCAUCUAUACUACUCUCUGGACAAUGGCGAGACCCCCUUCAAGGAGCAUAAAUUCUCCGACAACAAACACAGGAUUGACGCCAUUAGUACGGUACCGAGCGACACUUCGCUGAACUUCUUGCUUUGGGGUAAAGAUGGAAAGAACCUGGUUGCGAUCAAUGUGGAUUUCAGCGGUCUAUUUUCCAAAAAGUGCGAGCUAUCCGAGAACGACCCGACCCAAGGCGACUAUGAGCUGUGGGAGCCACAGCACCCGAUGCAGGGAGGGGAUGACGACGCAUGCCUCUUCGGACAUGUAGCUCAGUAUCACCGGAAGAAGCGCGGUGUCAACUGCUACAAUGGUGAGCGCAUCGACCAUCUGCACAACAUCGCCCGGAACUGCUCCUGCACCCGGCAUGACUUUGAAUGUGAUUACAACUACGAACGUAAGCCCGGUGGCGAAUGCAAAUUGAUCGAGGGUCUCGAAAAACCAAACCCGCUGGCUGUGUGUGAAAAGGGAGCAGUAGAAUACUGGGACCCCACAGGCUAUCGCAAGGUUCCUGUAUCAACCUGUGAAGGUGGCAACGAGAUGGCGCGUACCGGCCAGGUGCACCCCUGCCCUGGUCACGAAGAGGAGUACGAGCGCAGACACGGCGUGUCUGGCUUUGUCAUCUUCCUCGCUGUCGUUCUACCUUUCGCGGCUGCCGGUGGUAUUGGGUACUAUGUCUGGCGCAACUGGGAUGGCAAGUUCGGACGGAUCAGGCUGGGCGACGGUACAAGUGCCUUUGACAGCGAUAGUCCGUGGGUCCAGUGGCCUGUUGCGGCAAUCUCUGGCUUGGUGGCUGUUGUGGCUGCAAUACCCCUACUUGUGGGUGCUGCUUGGAGAGCGGUGUCGAGCAGGUUCGGCGGCUACGGCGGACGCACGUACACGAGUCGCAGCUCCUUUGCCAGGGGAAGAGGAGAUUAUGCGGUUGUGGACGAAGACGAAGGGGAGCUGUUGGGUGAGGACAGCGACGAGGACGUGUAA